Molecule: messenger RNA, 3745 nt
Organism: Hippopotamus amphibius kiboko
Lineage: Eukaryota; Metazoa; Chordata; Mammalia; Artiodactyla; Hippopotamidae
Gene: ZBTB49
Product: zinc finger and BTB domain containing 49
Exons: 8
Coding region: 1075-3357 (760 amino acids)
Biological process (GO): regulation of transcription by RNA polymerase II
Cellular component (GO): nucleus
Molecular function (GO): protein binding; RNA polymerase II cis-regulatory region sequence-specific DNA binding; DNA-binding transcription factor activity, RNA polymerase II-specific
Source: RefSeq, a predicted model, not a curated record
GCCGCGGCCGCGCGGUGCUCUGGCUCAGAGAUGCGGAGACCGGUCCAGGUCCUCGAGCGGGGCCUUCCUCCUCGUGCAGCCCCCUCGGCCUGGAAACCCCGGCCGCGCGGGCACCGCCCUCGGGAAGAAGGGGGACCCUCCCCGGCCCGGCUCCCUCCAUCACUCUGUGGCUGAGAGCAGUGCUUCAGACCGCAGAGCUCCCAGCGCCCCCCCAGCCCCAUUGGCGUGCCACCUCUCCGUGCCUCGGGGCCGCGUCUGGAAAACGGGUGUCGUGACGGCACCCGCUUGGUGGGGUUCUCGUAGGAUUUCAUGAGUUGGUGAUGUAAAGCCCUCAGCAGAGUGCUUGCCCCUUAAUCGCUUGGCUGCUCUUCUCAGUCUUCCGCACAGCGGUGGAGACUGUGUGUGUGUUGCUUCGAUGAGUGAAUGGAGGUUGGACAGGGUUUGAACAGAGAAUUGUGAAAAGCAUUAGGCCUAAGUGAGGGUGACAAGGUGGGUUUUAUUCUGGAGGUGAGCAGGGUCGGGAAUGGAACAGAGAGUGUAUGUGAAGGCUGCCAUAACCAAAUACCACAGCCUCGUGGGGGCCAUGAACGACAGACAUUGAUUUUCUCACAGUUCCGGGAACUGAAAGUCCAAGAUCAAGGUGUUAGUGAGAUAGUAAUCUAUACCAUCUUGGUAUAGAUUUGUAGCAUUUAGAACAGGAGGAUGCUUUAGAGAUUAUGUAACCCAGUGGGGGAUGGCUCCACCUUGACAGAUGAAAAAAAACUGAGGCCCAGAAUCUCCAUCCAUCCCAAAACCGUGUAUUGAGUACCUACUGUGUACAAGGCACUCUUUUUUUUUUUUUUGAAAAGGGUUUUUAUUUUCUUUUUUUUUUGGCACACGGGCUUAGUUGCUCCAUGGCAUGUGGGAUCUUCCUGGAGCAGGGAUCAAACCUGUGUCCCCUGCAUUGGCAGGCAGAUUCUUAACCACUGCGCCACCUAGGAAGCCCAAGGCACUCUUCUAGGUACCAGAGAUGAGGCUGAUCAACAAGACAGAAGAUUUUUGUUUCUUGUGACAAAGUCUCCUGGAUGGUGGAGCAUGGACCCAGUUGCUACUCACAGCUGCCAUCUCCUCCAGCAGCUGCAUGAGCAGCGUAUUCAAGGCCUACUCUGUGACUGCAUGUUGGUGGUGAAAGGAGUCUGCUUUAAAGCACAUAAGAAUGUUCUAGCAGCUUUCAGCCAGUACUUUAGGAGCCUCUUUCAGAAUUCUUCAGGCCAGAAGAAUGACAUUUUCCACUUGGACAUUAAAAAUGUAAGCGGCAUCGGGCAGAUCCUGGACUUCAUGUACACGUCGCAUCUGGAUCUUAACCAGGACAACAUACAAGUCAUGCUGGACACGGCACAGUGUUUGCAAGUUCAGAAUGUUCUGAAUCUGUGUCACACAUUCUUGAAGUCAGCCACUGUAGACCAGCCACCUGGCCUGCCUUGUCACGGUACCUUCUCCCUGCAAAGCGCUUUGACUCCUGACGCUAAUUGUGUCAUCAGUGAGAACUACAGCCCGCAUUUGCUGCAGGAGUGCGCAGCAGGUGUCCAGCAGGGUAGCGUGGUGGAUGAGUCACACUCUCGUGCCCCACCCUCAGUUAGUCUUCAUCCUUCCACAGCUGAAACCUCAAAACAAGCCCCUGAUACCUUAGAUGGCAGCUGCACAGAACUGCCUUUCAAACAGCCAAACUAUUACUACAAGCUCAGAAACUUGUACAGCAAGCAGUACUAUAAACAAGCCACCUGUCCCAGUCACGAAAGAAUAAUUGAGCAGCCUUUCACUUUCAGCACAUCCUCAGACCUUCAUGGCGAGGAACACCAGCCCUGUGCUGUUGGUCACGCUGAGUGUGUCCUGGAGUCCUCCGAGCACUUGCCUUCCAACUUCCUGGCCCAGCCUUUGAGUGAACCUGCUCCAGACCCUGAGCCAGACAACGCAAGCCAACAACCUACCAGACAGAUGAGGCUAAAGAAGGCUGUUCACCUUAAGAAGCUGAAUUUCCUAAAGUCACAGAAAUCUGCAGAGCAGACAUGUGAACCCAAAUCAGAUGACAGUUUAACCAAGAGGAUAGAAUCUGCCAGUGAACAUAGUGUAGAGAAAGUUAACAGCCAAAGUGCUGAAGGAAAAGGAAGUGAAGAACUCAGUUCUGAGAAUUUUAACUGCAUGAAUGAGAUGGAGAGCCCCGAAGACCCUGCAGCCCUAGAAGACCAAUCCCAGACGCUUCAGUCUCAGAGACAGUACACGUGUGAAUUGUGUGGAAAACCUUUUAAACACCCCAGCAAUUUGGAGCUUCACAAACGGUCUCAUACAGGUGAGAAACCUUUUGAAUGUAACAUUUGUGGGAAACAUUUCUCUCAGGCAGGUAAUUUGCAGACUCACUUACGUCGGCAUUCCGGGGAGAAACCAUACAUCUGCGAAAUCUGCGGGAAGAGGUUCGCAGCCUCUGGUGAUGUCCAGCGUCACAUCAUUAUUCACUCAGGAGAAAAACCACACUUGUGUGACAUCUGUGGUCGAGGGUUCAGUAACUUCAGUAAUUUGAAAGAGCACAAAAAGACACACACGGCUGAUAAAGUCUUCACCUGUGAUGAGUGUGGAAAGUCUUUUAACAUGCAGAGGAAAUUGGUAAAGCACAGAAUUCGGCACACGGGUGAGCGGCCUUACAGCUGCUCUGCCUGCGGAAAAUGUUUUGGAGGAUCUGGGGACCUCCGCAGGCACGUCCGCACGCACACAGGGGAGAAGCCGUACACGUGUGACAUCUGUAACAAGUGCUUCACCCGCUCUGCCGUGCUGCGGCGGCACAAGAAGAUGCACUGCAGGGCCGACGACGAGGGCCAGGAUGCUCUGGAGGAGCUCACGCAGGCCAUCGAGACCUCCGACCUGGAGAAAUCUCAGAGCUCGGAUUCUUUUUCCCAGGACGUGUCCGUGACUUUGAUGCCCGUGUCUGUUAAAAUCCCCAUCCACCCAGUGGAAGAAGACUCGGUGGCAGAAUUUGACAGCCACUGUAAGUUCCGGUCUAUGGUUCAGCCUCACGGAGUGAGUGAGCAGGAGAAGCUCAGCUUGGAUCCCACCAAGCUCACCAAGCCCCACCUGCCACAGGCACAGCACCAGGCCUACAGCUACCCGGACAUGGAGGCCUCGGCGGGCGCAGAGCCGCUGCAGGCUGACGGUGUGGCCGCGGUCCGCUCGUCCCUGGCCACCCUGGACCAUCACUGUGCCGACCCCCUGGGCAGUCGCGCAUCCGCCCCUGCCUACAGGAACUCGGAGGGACAGUUCUUCUCCAGCAUGACCCUCUGGGGGCUGGCAAUGAAGACGCUGCAGAAUGAAAGUGAGCUGGAUCAGUGAGGUCCUCCGUCAGCAUCUCAGCAUCAGGGCCGGCUCUGGCCCGAAAGGAACCGAACCGUGUCCCUCCUGACGGGAUGGUCGUGGGAAGUGCCUUGAGCUCAGCAUGUGGGAAGAAAGGCCUCCUGGCACAUUGUGGAAAUGGGUGGGGGACUGAACAAGGCUCGUGCCCAGAAGGCUUGAGAGACCAUCUCCCAGACGUGGUGUAAACUGUGUGUAACUCCUGUACAUUUCGGUCAUGGUAAAGGGAAAAUAUAUAUAUAAUAAUACAAAUAUUAUUUUUGCAUUUUUACAUCAUGGAAAUUUGUAGCAUUUUGUAUCUUUAUUUACAAAGAUUUUAUUUGUAUAGGAAACUCAUACUAUAAUUUAAUUUGAAUAAAUGAAAGUUGCC